This is a messenger RNA of Cornus florida, 1989 nucleotides long. RefSeq names its product CBL-interacting serine/threonine-protein kinase 24-like. NCBI's taxonomy places the organism in Eukaryota, Viridiplantae, Streptophyta, Magnoliopsida, Cornales, Cornaceae. The transcript is spliced from 15 exons. Gene Ontology annotation, biological process: signal transduction; protein phosphorylation. The record is from RefSeq and is a predicted model, not a curated record. The coding region runs from base 333 to 1661 and encodes 442 amino acids. Gene Ontology annotation, molecular function: protein kinase activity; ATP binding.
UUUUAACUGCGCCAUAUCUAUUCGGUAAAAGAUGGCUCGAGGCUUUGAGCGGUUAAAAUUAAGCCUUUCAUCUCUUCUAUCUCUAUUGCGAAGGGAAAAAAAAACAAAAAAAAAAACGGAAAAACUUAUCUCUACGCUGUUUCUCGUCUUGUUCUUCAGCUGAGCCAACUCAGCUCCGAGUUAGCUCAUCGGAGCUCGGGCGUUGCCAUCUCACACCGUUAUUUUCCAGGGACUCCGAGUUCGAAUAUUUCCACUUUUUGGAUUUUUGCGAGUUUCUCUAUCCUUUGAUAGAGAAUUGUGGCGAUCUAAUUGAAAACGAGUUUGGAACGAGUAUGAAAAAGGUGACGCGAAAAGUUGGAAGAUAUGAGAUGGGACGCACAAUUGGAGAAGGUACUUUCGCCAAGGUUAAGUUUGCGCAGAACACAGAGACUGGUGAGAGUGUGGCCAUGAAAGUUAUGGCAAAAACCACCAUACUCAAGCACAAAAUGGUUGAUCAGAUAAAAAGAGAGAUAUCCAUAAUGAAGAUUGUCAGGCAUCCUAAUAUAGUUAGGCUGCAUGAGGUUUUGGCUAGCCGGACAAAGAUUUACAUUGUUCUAGAGUUUGUCACUGGAGGAGAACUUUUUGAUAGAAUUGUUCAUCAAGGCAGACUUUCCGAGAACGAAUCCAGACGAUACUUUCAACAGCUUAUAGAUGCAGUUGCUCAUUGUCACAGUAAGGGUGUGUACCACAGAGAUUUGAAGCCUGAAAAUCUUCUUCUCGAUUCCAGCGGAAGCUUAAAAGUUUCUGAUUUUGGACUGAGUGCAUUGCCACAACAAGGAGUUGAACUUCUUCGUACCACUUGCGGGACCCCCAAUUAUGUUGCCCCUGAGGUGUUAGGUCACCAGGGUUAUGACGGUGCCGCUGCAGAUGUCUGGUCAUGUGGAGUCAUCCUCUAUGUUUUAAUGGCGGGAUAUCUCCCAUUUGAUGAGACGGACCUUCCAACCUUGUACAAAAAGGUCAGUGCCGCACAAUUUUCGUGCCCAUUUUGGUUUUCUCCUGGUGCAAAAUCCUUGAUACAUAAGAUACUUGAUCCCAAACCUGAAACUCGUAUUCGGAUUGAAGGUAUAAAAAAUGAUCCAUGGUUCCAGAAGAACUACAUGGUUGUCAGACUUGGAGAAGAUGAAGAAGUGAAUUUGGAUGAUGUUCGUGCAGUUUUUGAUGACAUCGAGGACCAGUUUGUAACUGAACAAUCCGAAAACAAGGAAAGUGGCCCUCUGAUAAUGAAUGCAUUUGAGAUGAUCACCCUCUCUCAAGGCUUGAACCUCUCAGCCUUGUUUGACAGAGGUCAGGAUUAUGUAAAGCGGCAAACCCGUUUUGUUUCACGCCAGCCAGCUAAAAUUAUAAUUUCUACUAUUGAAGCUGUUGCAGAAUCAAUGUCUCUCAAGGUCCACACACGUAACUACAAGACAAGACUUGAAGGAGUCUCUGCCUAUAGGACUGGUCAACUUGCUGUCGUGUUGGAGGUUUUUGAAGUUGCCCCAUCGCUUUUCAUGGUGGACGUACGAAAGGCUGCUGGGGAUACUCUUGAAUAUCACAAGUUCUACAAGAACUUCUGUGCUAAACUCGAGCAUAUCAUAUGGAAACCAACUGAUCCUGCUCUGCUUAAGUCAAUGACUUGCUGAUCCAGUUCUAUGGGUGUGAAGCAUAUCAGUAAGCAGACCAACACAGGAAAGCUAUUCGUUGGUCAUGGAAGCAUACUUGUCUUGGGCAUCAAUAGGCAAGAAAUAUUACAUGGUUUGUAAGUUGCAGUCCCCUUUUUAGCUUUUAAUCACUGCGGCAUUAUAUUAUAAAACCGAUUUCAUUAGGUUUAGUGGUUUCUUCCAACCCUCUAGGUUGACCUAUAAUCCUUGUAUUUAGAGCCUAGAGGUUGUAUGCACAGAAAAUCAUACUUGUCUCAGGUUGUAUACAGAGUACGUAUCAUAAAUGCCUAUAAUUUAUACAUUUUAUUUA